AUGCUGAGCACGCUCAUCUCCACAAGAUAUUCUUCGAUCAUAACGAGAGCACUUCAGAACCAGUCAAAAGAGGGAAACUUGUCUCGAUACCUGGAGAGCGACAUUUUUAUACAUUUGCGGCUUCUGACAGACAAUGUGUUCCCAAUUUACCCGCGUUGUCCAGCUUAUACCCCCACAGGGGACCAUGCCAACAAAUGCAAUUGCCCAAUUGAAUACACAAUCAAAAGGGAACGUACAUUUUGGAUUGAUCGUGUAUUUCCUUUGCUCCAAACGCUUGGUGAUAAGACCGGCUUUAUUGGCUUCGAAUGGUGUGAGACGAUUGCAGACGAGUGGAUGGAGUUCAACACUGUACCAGAGUGUUGGGUCCAUGGGAAUGUUCGAUAUCUUGAUGGUUUCUGCUACUAUUGGAAAGGACGAAGCAAAACUGUGAUGAAAUAUUCAAGCAGUCCAACAGCAGAAAAAAUGGGCCACACGUUGAAUGACACUAUCAAAAACAUGAACAGUUCCAUUGCGUGUUGA
Molecule: messenger RNA, 519 nt
Organism: Phycomyces blakesleeanus NRRL 1555(-)
Lineage: Eukaryota; Fungi; Mucoromycota; Mucoromycetes; Mucorales; Phycomycetaceae
Exons: 2
Coding region: 1-519 (172 amino acids)
Source: RefSeq, a predicted model, not a curated record